GCCGCAUGUAGCUACCGUCCAGCAUUCUCUGCUUCUUCCAUACUCAAGUUGUGAAAACAGCAUAGGAACAGGUGUGUGGGUCAAAUUACCCUUAAAAAACCAACUCUGCAAACUCUUUACUUUUUUUAGUUUGCCUUUGUUCUUUGGGGUGUUUCAUUUUCACAUCCCUGAAAAUUUCAAGACGAAAGAACACAAGACGUUUCUUGCAAGAAGAAAGAGGAUCGAUUUCUCUGCUUUGAUUAUAGCAUUAUUGUUUUAAGAAAGAAAAAAGGGGAGGAUUGCAGUUUCAUUGAUCUAUAGAGAGGAAAGAUAAAGAUUUUUUUAUGUGAAAUAUAUUUUCAUGUCAACGGGAUGCUUCUUGUCGAUGUGGUGAGGACCGGCCGAGAAUUUAAGCGAUUCACACUACGUUUAAUCUAGUGCAGAGCAGGCGAUAAUUUAUGUGCCAAAAGGAACUAAAAUGGCAAGCGAACAGAUGAGCACCACUCCUGCUCAUGCCAAGCGUGAGAAGGGAGCGGCAGCCAGCUCGUCGUCGUCUCCGUCGUCGGAGGAGGAGAUCGACGAGGACGAUUUCUUCCACAUCGAAGGGCCAAUUCUCAGCACCCAGUACUCCCUGUCCGUCCCCCCAGCCGCUGCGGACGAAGAUGGCGGCGGCGCAGCGCGAUCCGCCGAACGCCCCGACCCCAAGAGGAUCCCGUCCUCCGUCUUCGCGAGAUCCAAGUCGACGACGCCGACCGACUGGAGCGUCACCUCCAACGAGUCCCUCUUCAGCAUCAACGUCGGCAACGCGAGCUUCUCCAAGGACCACUUGUUCCUGUACGGGAAGACGGGAGAGCUGGGUAACCUGAACGACCCGCUGCCGCCAUUGCCGAAGCUGAGCCCGAGCUCCAGCCCCAUGAAGGGUGGUGAGGUGGCCGCGGCGGCAGAGAAGGCUAGCACUUCCAGGGAGAAGGCCGGUGGCCGUGGACUCGCGGACCGGAACGGGGAGGACAGCGCGGACUAUGUUCACAGCUCGUCGCACCGCUCUGACGAAAGCACGACAAGUUUCGCGUUUCCAAUAUUAACAGGGUCAGCGAAAACCAGCGGGUCCUUGAAAGAUAGCCAUCCGGAGUUAGCCCGACAAAGCACGGCACAACUAACGCAUCCAGCAGACACGCGCAGUGAGAAUGACAAUAAAGAGACAGCAGUAGUUGUAAUGGAAGCACCAAAAGUUGAACAAGCCCCAGCCCCAGCAGUAGCAGCAGCAGCAGCAUCACCACCACCACCACAACCACCAGCCACAACAAAAUGGUUUCCAUGCUGUUCAUGCUGUCCAUUCUGUUGCUAACUAUAUGCUAUAUAUUUGCCAAUAUACACCAUCCAACUAGUGGAAAACUUUGAGCAUUUAACACAGUAGCACAUUUUACAGACGGUCAUAUUAGUACAAGGAUGAACACUCAUCAGCCUCAAGGAAAAUCAGAAACCAAUUAUUUGCUCUGAGCAAUGUAGAUUAUGCUAGAUAUGUACAGUACCACUAUUUCUUUCUCAGUUUUUUUAUUGGCAGAUGUAAACAGAGUAAACUCUUGAGAUUUGUUAGUUCUCUAGACGAAUUUAAGUUUAUUAUUUUACUUGUACAUUUCAUAUGAUGUUGAAAACUUAACUAAAUAAAUCUGAA
Molecule: messenger RNA, 1651 nt
Organism: Oryza brachyantha (malo sina)
Lineage: Eukaryota; Viridiplantae; Streptophyta; Magnoliopsida; Poales; Poaceae
Exons: 5
Coding region: 458-1324 (288 amino acids)
Source: RefSeq, a predicted model, not a curated record